Messenger RNA from Thecamonas trahens ATCC 50062, 891 nucleotides. Its product is annotated as proteasome subunit alpha type. Gene Ontology annotation, biological process: ubiquitin-dependent protein catabolic process. The record is from RefSeq and is a predicted model, not a curated record. Lineage: Eukaryota; Apusomonadida; Apusomonadidae. Bases 31 to 810 code for a protein of 259 amino acids. Gene Ontology annotation, cellular component: proteasome core complex; proteasome core complex, alpha-subunit complex. The transcript has 2 exons.
CUUGUCGUCGUCAACUGAGCGGAGGGCAAGAUGUUUCGGACAAUGUUCGACUCUGACGUGACGACGUUCUCGCCCAUGGGACGUCUCCACCAGAUCGAGUAUGCACAGGAGGCAGUGAAGCAGGGCGGUGCUACCCUCGGGCUGCGGUCGGACGAGCAUGUGGUCAUUGCCGGUCUUCUGCGGCAGACCAAGAAGCUCUCUGGCCACCAGCCGAAGCUGUUUGUCAUUGACGACCACAUGGCGGUCUCCAUUGCCGGCCUCACCGCCGAUGCCCGUCUGCUCAUCAAGUACAUGCGCACAGAGUGCCUCAACAACAAGUAUGUCUUCGACUCGCCGCUCCAGGUCGCCACCCUCGUCGCCGACCUCGCCGACAAGGCCCAGUCACACACCCAGGACUAUUCCUCACGCCCCUACGGCGUCGGCCUCCUGGUCGCCGGCUACGACAAGUCGGGCCCGCAUCUGUUUGAGACCUCGCCAUCUGGUUCGGCGUACGACUUUCGGGCUCAGGCCAUCGGUGCCCGCUCCCAGUCUGCUCGGACCUACCUUGAGCGCCACUAUGAGACGUUUGCUGAUGCCUCGCUCGAGGAGCUCAUCACCCAUGCCCUCACUGCCCUGCGCGAGACGGCGGGUGACACCGAGCUCACUGCUGAGAACGCAUCCAUCAUGAUUGUUGGCAAGGACACGCCGGCCCACGAGCUCGCCGCCGACGACAUCGCCGCCCGUCUGGCGGCCCUCGGUGGCGGUGCUGCUGCAGAGGACGACGCCGCUAACGACGACGACGAGGGCACCAACGAGAACCCGAACGCCUAGUCUGCUGGCUCGACCUUGAAGAUAAAGCUCAGCGCCCUCCGGUCUCGCCGGCCUACAGCUUAAAGAUGAAGCCGAGUCCCA